AUGACAGGCGAACCUCCAUUAGCACAACAACAACGUGCUGUUGUCGAACUUUAUGUACGUUCAAAAUGGAUUAAAGCAAGUUUAGCACUUGAAGAUGAAAAUUUAUUUAUUGAAUAUGCACAUAAUAAACAUGAACAGCAAAUAUCAACUGGACAAUUAAAUACAACAAAUACUAAUGAUGAAACAACACAAAAUAAUGGCUCUACGAAUAAUUUUACACCAGAUACGAUAACAAGUCAAAAACGGACAGUUAAAAUAGUUAAACCAGAUAAUACAGGACUUGGAAUAAGUAUAAAAGGUGGAAGAGAAAAUCGAAUGCCAAUAUUAAUAAGUAAAAUAUUUCCUAAUAUGCCUGCAGAUCAAACUGGACAACUUUAUGUUGGUGAUGCUAUUUUAUCUGUGAAUGGUAAAGAUUUACAGCAUGUUUCACAUGAAGAAGCAGUACAAAUAUUAAAAAAAGCUGGAAGAGAAGUUGAACUUGAAGUUCGAUAUUUACGUGAAGUAAAUGUUUUAAUGCAAAAACAAAGUUCAUCAUAUGCACGAAAACAAAAUAAUCAUCAACAAUCUCAAGAUAAUUUAACUGAAUCAAAUAUAUCAUCAUUAAAUUCUCAAAGUAAAGAUCUAUCAAAUAUAAAAAAACCUUCAACAACAAUAACACCUCAACAAACAUCAAAUGAUUCAAUACUCUAUGAAACAAAACGUAUAUCAUUACGUUUAUGUUAUAUAUUUCGUCGUUCAUCAUCAACGAAUGAUACUCUUGUUUUAUCAUCAUCAUCAUCAACAACAACAACAACAACAACACCAAUAACAGCACCAUCAACAUCAACAACAAAUGGUUCUAUAUUAGAUAUUGUUUUACCUUAUGCUCAAACAUGUUAUAGUGUACGUUUUAUUGAUGAUGUACAAGCAAGAAAAUGGUUUCAUAUAAUUCAUUCAAAAAUUUCUCGUUGUCUUUUGGAAAUUUUACCUGAAAUAGAAGAAUAUUUUUAUGUUGCACGUCAUGCUAAUGAAGUUAAAGCAUUAGGUUGGUUAACUGAACAAGUUAAUAAUGAUGAAACAACAUCAAUAACAAAAUCAUGGAAACCUGUUUUUCUUGUUUUAACUGAUGCUGAAAUAUGUUUUUUAUGUUGUGCACCUGUAUCAAGACAAACAUGUCGAGAACCUGAUCUUGUUUAUUCAAUUCUUUCAACAAGACUUGUACAAUCAACACGUGAUCAAAUAAAUGAUCCGGAAGUAUCAUUAUUAUCAUUACGUGUUGGAACUAAAUUUGGUGUUGUAUCACAUACAUUUCGAGUUGAAACAAAAGCUGAUUUAAAUUAUUGGACUAAAGCAAUUAGUCAAUGUUUACAAAGUGCUGUUGUACGAAUAAAAGAAGUUGUUUUUCCUUGUAAAUGGAAUAAUCGAACAUGUAAAUUAUUUUUACAUUAUGAACAUGGUUUUACAUUAUAUAGUGAUCCAACUGAUUCAGUAACAAGUGCUGGUAAUCCACCAGGUACGGGUAAUGUUCGUUUACUAUGGCAACAACCAUUUGAAAAACUUCGUUCAUCAGCUGAUGAUAAUGAACAUUUAUUAACAUUAGAUUUUCAUGGUGAAGAAGGAGUUGUGGAAUUAGAUUUUGGUACAUCUCCAAAACCAUUUGUCUUCCAUUUACAUGCAUUUUUAUCAGCUAAAGCAGCACGAAUUGGUCUUGUUGGAUAA
Molecule: messenger RNA, 1698 nt
Organism: Rotaria sordida
Lineage: Eukaryota; Metazoa; Rotifera; Eurotatoria; Philodinida; Philodinidae
Source: the annotation of a GenBank genome assembly